Vigna unguiculata (cowpea) is the source of this 3288-nucleotide messenger RNA. RefSeq names its product LRR receptor-like serine/threonine-protein kinase IOS1. The record is from RefSeq and is a predicted model, not a curated record. Gene Ontology annotation, biological process: protein phosphorylation. Gene Ontology annotation, molecular function: ATP binding; protein kinase activity; protein binding. NCBI's taxonomy places the organism in Eukaryota, Viridiplantae, Streptophyta, Magnoliopsida, Fabales, Fabaceae.
UUGUGAAAACAAAUAGUACUUCCCUUCCUUCGUGUUUUCUCCAUUCCAAACACGCGCUAAGAAUAUUAUAUAAGAACCAGAAUUUGAAUUCCGCGCAAUGGAAAAGGACUCAGUGGUUAUCGUGCAUCAUAAGGUUAGGUCAUGGAACCCAAUCUAACGUUAAACGCAACCACGGAGUCAAAAGUCAUCGUCGUUUUCUGUUGUGUUUUAAGUGACAAACUGUUACACUAUUAUUAUGCUAAAUAUAUAGCUUAGUUUUGAUGGAUGGUAAGUAAGUGCAGUAUCCUUAGAACACCAGAAAUUCAGAUCACAUCACUGUACUGCAUAGAUUUAAACACGGAGAGAGAAAUUAAAGCUAAAAAGUUUUUACAAUUACCUUCACGUUGAGUCGUUGACUACGUGAUCUAAGUCAACCUAUAGAAUGUGGAUGAGUUUCUACGUUGCUGUUUUAGCUGUUCUACUUAUUCAAGCUCAUGCUCAACCAGGAUUCAUCAGCAUAGAUUGCGGAGCUGAAGCAGGUGUGAACUAUACCCAGCCAUAUCUAGGCAUAGAUUACGUUUCCGAUGCAGAUUUCAUAAAUACCGGUGUGAGUGAGACAAUAGCAACUGAAGAGAGCAACAGAUACAGCUAUCAACAACAACUGUGGAAGCUUAGAAGCUUCCCGGAAGGAAAAAGGAACUGCUACAAAAUAAGCGUCACAAGAGGCACUACGUAUCUCAUCCGCACUACUUUUCUGUACGGAAAUUAUGAUGGGCUGAAUAAGACACCACAGUUUGAUCUUUUUCUGGGACCUAACCACUGGGUUAAAGUCAAUAUACAAAAUGCAUCCAGGGACCAAUUCAAUGAGAUCAUACAUGUACCUUCCCGGGAUUAUGUGCAAAUCUGUCUGAUUAACACAGACCACGGCACACCAUUUAUAACAGCCAUAGAAUUCAGGACUUUGAAAAAUGAUACAUACGUCACUCAAUUCGGAUCAUUGGAACUUUACAAUUUCCUGCGCUGCGAUUUGGGUUCAAACACAUCGUACAGGUACCCGGUUGAUGUUUAUGAUCGUGUCUGGAAUGAUCGUUCCUGGUAUGCCUGUAAUUUCGGCCAAAAUUGGAAACCACUAAAUGCCUUCAUUCCUGAACCACUAAAUCAGACGGAUUACAAGCCGGGAGCUACUAUCAUGAGCACCGCAGUUGAACCAGAAAAUGAUAGUGCUCCGUUGGUAAUAAGCUGGCAGCCAAAAGAUGAAACUGAGCUAUUCUAUGUGUACAUGCACUUCACGGAACUGUUCACCACGAAUCAGACAAGACAAUUCAACGUCAUCAGCAACGGUGAAUUAAGUAUUCCAAAUUUUUCUCCGCAGUACCAUAAUGUCAGUACCAUAUCUUCGACGUCAGCCAUCAGCGGGAAAGUAAUUAAUUUUUCACUGGAGAGGACAAAAAAUUCUACCCUGCCUCCCAUCAUCAGUGCCAUUGAAAUUUACAGAGUAAUAGACUUACAGAAACCAGAGACAUUCCAAGGAGAUGUUGAUGCAAUUACAAGCAUUAAGUCAGCCUACGGAGUGAAAAGGGAUUGGGAAGGUGAUCCAUGCGCCCCUGCAGCCUACUUGUGGGAUGGUCUCAACUGCAACGAUUUUCUAAGAAUCACGACUCUGAAUUUAUCUUCAAGUGGAUUGUCAGGAAAGAUACACCCUUCUAUCUCAAACCUCACCAUGUUGGAAAAGCUGGAUUUAUCUAACAAUAACUUAAAUGGUGAAGUUCCUGAUUUUCUGUCUCAACUACAACACUUGAAGAUCUUAAACUUGGAGAAGAAUAACCUCUUCGGUUCGAUUCCCUCUGCACUUGUUCAAAAAUCACACCAAGGUUUUCUCUCACUAAGUGCGGGUCAAAAUCCAUAUCUAUGUGAAUCUGGUCAAUGCAAGGAGAAGGAAAAAAAUAACACUGUUACACCCAUAGUAGCAUCAAUUAGUGGGGUUUUAAUUCUUCUAAUAGCCGUUGCAAUAUUGUGGAUCCUUAAAAGGAAAAAAUCAAAAGUUGAAAAAUUUACAGAUUCGGUGGCAUCAAAUCAUCGGAGUUUAAUUUCACAGCAAUCCACUGGAAAGGAUAAUUCGUUCCAGCAACUCAAAAGUCAAAUGUAUUCAUACUAUGAUGUCCUUCACAUCACUAACAAUUUCAGUACAAUUAUUGGUAAAGGAGGAUUUGGAACAGUUUACCUGGGCUUUAUCGAUGACACUCCAGUUGCAGUGAAAAUGCUUUCCCCAUCAGCAGUUCAUGGUUAUCAACAAUUUCAAGCAGAGGUAAAACUUCUAAUCAGGGUUCAUCACAAAAACUUGACAUCCCUCAUUGGUUACUGUAACGAAGGAACCAAUAAAGGUCUCAUAUAUGAGUACAUGGCUAAAGGGAACUUACGAGAACAUCUCUCAGGUAAAUACAACGAAUCACCAUUCUUGAGCUGGAAGGACAGACUUCGUGUAGCAGUGGAUGCAGCCUUAGGAUUGGAAUAUCUGCAAAAUGGUUGCAAGCCUCCUAUAAUCCACAGAGAUAUAAAAUCUACAAACAUCUUGUUGGAUGAACACUUCCAAGCAAAGUUAUCUGAUUUCGGUCUUUCCAAAGCUGUCCCAGAUGAUGGGAGAUCUCAUAUGUCAACUAUUGUUGCUGGUACUGUUGGUUAUCUGGACCCUCACUACCACUCUUCCAAUAGAUUAACACAGAAAAGUGAUGUUUAUAGCUUUGGAGUUGUUCUUUUGGAAAUAAUCACAAAUCAAGCAGUAAUGGCAGGGAAUGAAGAAAGUGGUCACAUAAGUGAACGAGUUAGGUCCAUGAUAUCAAAAGGGGAUAUCAGGGCCGUAGUUGACUCAAGCUUAGAAGGAGAUUUUGACAUAAACUCAGCAUGGAAAGCCGUAGAAAUAGCAAUGGCUUGUGUUUCUCCAAAUCCCAACGAAAGGCCAAUGAUGAGUGUGGUAGUGAUUGAACUACAGGAGACUUUAGCGGCCGAAUUAGCUAGAACAAACCAUUACAGUGGUGCUGAUCUCAGGUAUUCUGUUGCACCGGUCAGCAUGGCUUUAAACACCGAAUAUAUGCCCUUAGCUAGGUAAAUGCUUAUUCAACGUAAGAAUAACAGAACAACUUUGUAACAAGGGAAAGUGAUGUUGUACAAGAACUUGUUCAUUGGGUGAUUUCAGAAUCUGUGUUGUUUGGGAGUGGUGAUAUAGUAGUAAUGCAUAUUACUACACAAAUAAACACUGAGAAUUGAAUAAUGGAAUUGAAAAGCAGUGUUAUUAGUAAUUUUUCUUUGAUUAAA